GCAUGACCAUCUGCAGGGGAUGGUGUUGCAAAUUGUUUUGCGCCGCUCCUUGUCAGCUUGUGCAUGGCACUCUCGUUUGCAAGGGCAAGAAAAGCUUCAAACGAAAGGACGUUAAUACAAAGGUCCCUCGAUCUUUUACUCUCAUUAGGAAUUGAACGGCACGCUCUGCAUCGAUCCAAUCUCCCUGCGCUAGCGAUCUUAUACCAACUCCAAUCUGGAUAUCUUGCAUAUCAAACUUCAAAAAAGGGUAGAGGAGCUCCUACACCAGGGGCUGUUGACAUCACCAUCCGGGGUGCUUCUUUCGUCUGUCUGCAUGCUAGUAGGCAUUUAUUGCAGUCACGCCAGAACCCUACUCUAAGUUGCUGUUUUCAGAAAAGGAACACAUAUAACGAAAGACGUGGGGAGUGCACCUGACGGGCAUGGCUCCAAUGCCGGGUCCUUCCACCCAGCCCUGGGUCGAGAAAUACCGUCCCCGGAAUGUAAAUGAUGUCGCAUCUCAAGAGGAGGUCGUCAAGACGCUCAGGAACUCGCUCGAGACGGGCAACCUGCCGCACUUGCUAUUCUACGGGCCACCAGGGACGGGCAAGACGACGACCGCACUUGCUAUUGCUCGGCAACUCUUUGGGCCUGAACUGGUCAAGACGCGGGUUUUGGAGUUGAACGCCAGCGACGACCGGGGGAUCAAUGUGGUGCGCACAAAGAUAAAGGACUUUGCGGCGGUGGCAGUUGGGCCAGGCGUGAGCGGUUACCCCUGCCCGCCCUUCAAGGUGCUCAUUCUGGAUGAGGCGGACUCGAUGACCGAGGACGCACAGAAUGCGCUGCGACGAACUAUGGAGACGUACUCCAAAGUCACCCGCUUCUGUUUCAUCUGCAAUUACAUCAGCAGAAUCAUUGAGCCAUUGGCGUCCCGGUGCGCCAAGUUCCGGUUCAAACCCCUGGGGCGGGAGAUCAUGACGGACCGCAUCCAGUACAUCUGUCGGGAGGAGGGCCUUUCCCUUGACGACGAGGCUUUGAACACGCUGGGAAAAGUCUCGGGAGGCGACAUGCGGCGAGCGAUCACGUGCCUCCAGAGCGCGAGCCGACUGUUCGGGUCCCGCAUCAGCAGCGAAAACAUUAUCAGCGUUUCGGGGGUGGUCCCGGACGACGUCAUCGAGAAGCUGCUGACGUCAUGUCGGAGCGGCGACUACGACAAGGCCCAGGGGACGGUCACGGACAUCAUUGCGGACGGGUAUGCGGUGUCGCAGAUCCUCUCCCAGCUUCACGACGAGGUGGUACGGGCGGAGGACGUCACCGACGAGCAGAAGGCGCGGAUAUGCGAGCGAGUGGCCGAGGCCGAUAAGUGUUUGAUCGACGGGGGAGACGAAUACCUCCAACUACUGGAUGUGGCUAGCAACACGAUGAGGGCUCUUUGUAACAUGCCGCAGGAAAGUACGUACGUCUAGGUUGCAUGCGCCGGACCACUGAGAGCGAGGGGACCGCGGGAACCGGAUGGCUGCGCCGGAAAGUCGAUGCAGUAUGCUGUACAUAGGUUUCGAAGCAUGCAUGGCUGCUCUGCGCUGCAUACGAGAAUGUUAGGUGGCCUCUCAGGUUUACUCUAUUCCUGACGAGAGUCGUGCCCAGUUGCUCACAUGGCCGGCCAGCAGGUUCUGGCGUUGUGUCCUGUGUAUGAAGCCAACAUGUCGACAGAUGCUGACUGACUGUUAUGAUGGCGUGAACAGGAUAAGGAGGCUAAUCCGACGUGACCCCG
Molecule: messenger RNA, 1747 nt
Organism: Klebsormidium nitens
Lineage: Eukaryota; Viridiplantae; Streptophyta; Klebsormidiophyceae; Klebsormidiales; Klebsormidiaceae
Source: the annotation of a GenBank genome assembly